This is a messenger RNA of Prorocentrum cordatum, 1068 nucleotides long. NCBI's taxonomy places the organism in Eukaryota, Dinophyceae, Prorocentrales, Prorocentraceae. The record is from the annotation of a GenBank genome assembly.
GCAGGAGCUGUACACCAAGUACCAGUACAUGCAGACGUCACUGAACGCGCAGAGAUCCUGCCUCAGGGCCAAGCUCCCCGACAUCUCCUCCGCGCUGGAGACCGUGAACCACUUGGUGGAGAAGCGCGAGAAGGCCGACCGGAGAGGAGGAGGGGGACGACGGGUACCAGCUGGCCGAGAACAUCUGGUCCACGGCCACGGUGAAGCCCACCAGCAACGUGUGCUUGUGGCUCGGGGCGAACUGCAUGCUCGAGUACACCCUCGAGGAGGCCGUGGACCUGCUCAGGACCAACGAGGCGAACGCGAAGACAACGCUGGCGUCCUUGGAUGAGGACGUCGCGUUCCUCCGCGAGCAGAUCACCACGACGGAGGUCAACAUCGCCCGGACGCACAACCUCGGCGUCCGCCGGCGCCAGCAGGAGAAGGCCGAGGGCAAGGACGGAGCGCCGGCGCCUGCGCAGGCGCCCGCGCCGGCCCCGGCGGCGAAGGCGAAGGCGGCGCCGACCAAGGGCGAGGGCAAGUGCGGCGCCGUCUCCUACACGUGGGGGCAGACCAACCAGGACAUCGAGAUUGCCAUCGCGGUCCCCGAGGGUGCGACGAAGGAGGACGUCAAGGUGACCAUCCUCACGGAGAAGCUGAAAGUGGAGCACUCCGGGAACGUGCUGUUCGAGGGGGAGCUCGCGAGCAAGUGCAGCCCCAGCGGGUCAACCUGGACGAUGGGAACCAGCAAGGUCGAGAUCCACCUCGAGAAGGCGGAGGAGAAGAUGUGGCCGUCCCUGCUGGAGGAGCCCUGAGGGCAGAGCCGAGCUCUGCGACCUCCCUUGCUCGCGGCGCGCGGAGGCGCGCGCGCCUGGGCGCAAGGUUCCCCCGCACCCCUUCCGCCCUCCGUCCUCCCGCCCCCCCUCCAUGCGCACCGGACCCGCCGCGCCUCGCCGGCGCCGGCGUGCUCGUCGCCGGGGGCGGACAGCGCGGCGCCGUGGUCGAGGAAUACGCGCUUCAGGCCUGCGCGGCGCCGCCUGGCCAGUCGCCGCCUGGCGCCGUGCAGGGCAGGAGGGGGGAGCAGGAGGA